UUGGGCACAUAUGUGGAACAAACCGCACAGGCUCGCUCGCGGCUUGUGUGGGGGACACGCCGCACGCACACGCCUGUUAAUUGAGUUCUGUUGCUCACUCCAACCUAAUUGGUUUACCACGAGAGCGGUUGUUUAAUGGGGCGAACACGCACAUACACUCAGCCGCUGAAGGCUAAUGGCCAGCAAACACGGCGAGAGUGGAGCGACGAGCAGCGGCUCCGUGUUUGUUAUCGCCGAGGCCCCCGUCGUGCAGGGACUGUAAGCCCGGGCCCGCUAAAUGGUGUUAAAUGAUGCAUUUACAGACGUGUAAUGGGAACAUUUUAAAAGUCACCAAGUCAGACAGGUGCAAGACGGAUGAAAAAAGGUCUGAGGAAAUAGGCUAUGGUGUUGGAGCUUUUCAUUCAAAGUUUCCAAGACAACUGUGCUUCUAUCAAAGGCUCUUAUCUUAUGGCUCAACCAAUGUCUGAGCGCAUACCUAUCGAUUGAUCAGUCCAGAAAUAUAUCCAUAUAAAUUGUCAAUGGCUUUAGGCUGAAUCAGAUUAAUACAGAUCUGUGUGGAGGCAGGGUCCCACGGAUUCACCUGGACAAACACAGGUGGAUGCAGGUAAACGCUGCGGUAUUUACUGAGUGGCAUUGAUUUACACGCUGACAGACGCUCUGUUCAAUUUGCUGAGGGCUAUAGCAAGGCCUGACGUUUUGAGCAAACAGUGAAACCAAUGGUGUGGUCGCUGCAGAGUCACAUGGUGACCGAGUGACACACCUGUGUGGAGCAGUGAGGGCCUCGCAGUUGUGCCAGGAGCAGGUGGAGCAAAAGGUGCACGCCGAGGCUGCAGGGCACAGGUACGGUACAUGUGCGCGCAAACACAGCCUCGGGUCCUCGGCAGCCAUGAAUCGGGAAGAUCAUUACUACCCUUCGCAGGUUUUUAAAGACUCCUGCGCCUACCAGAGAUCACAGGGUGAGGACUACAGCCACAGCCCGCCGCCCUGCCUCUACAUGAGCAGGCAGGUCCACUCCGUCUACACAACGCCGUCCAUGGGAGCCUUGGAGCCGGCCAGCCUUCCUGACAUUGCCCCUGCGUACAGUCUACCUAUGCGGGAGGAUCCAGGUGUUCCUCAGCUCCACCACCCGCAGGGGCUCCAGCAGCAGCCUCUCCCGCCUACAGCAGGUUAUGGAGACACGGUGGAACAGAGCAGAUAUCACCUCCCUUUCCCCUGGAUGAAAACCACAAAAUCCCACUCACACACCUGGAAGGGACAGUGGGCAGGACCUUAUGUGAUGGCGGAGACUGAGGAAAACAAACGCACGAGGACGGCCUACACGCGCGCCCAGCUGCUGGAGCUCGAGAAGGAGUUCCUGUUCAACCGCUACAUCUCGAGGCCGCGCCGCGUGGAGCUGGCGCUGACCCUGAGCCUCACCGAGCGCCACAUCAAGAUCUGGUUUCAGAACCGGCGCAUGAAAUGGAAGAAGGAAGAGGACCGGAGGAGGGUGAGGGGCGCCGACCCGGACCAGGACUCCUCCAUCACAUCUGGAGACCAAGCGGAGGCUGCGGGCACAGUCCCUCACAUCACUACGCCCCCUGUUUCCCCGCUACAGGGCCACACUCUGUCCGCCACUGGGCCCAGAGAGCCCGCGUAGACCCACAGCAGGCGCUUAUUCUAAAGACUGGCAAAUCAUAUUGCACGAUGGAAAACCAACAGAAAUAGACCAGCACAAGACCUACAUUUGAUAGACCCCCAUCUGAGUGGAUAUUUUAGGAAGCUUUAGGGUGGAAAAAGUGAAACCACUUUAUCCCAGAAUUAGGAUAUGAGAUGGCAUUUAACUAAAAUUCUAAUUUUUCCAGGAACCCCCUUUACACUCCCUUAAGGACCAUCGCAACCACCAUUAUUGGAUACC
Molecule: messenger RNA, 1894 nt
Organism: Scomber scombrus (Atlantic mackerel)
Lineage: Eukaryota; Metazoa; Chordata; Actinopteri; Scombriformes; Scombridae
Gene: pdx1
Product: pancreatic and duodenal homeobox 1
Exons: 2
Coding region: 887-1636 (249 amino acids)
Biological process (GO): type B pancreatic cell differentiation; regulation of transcription by RNA polymerase II
Cellular component (GO): nucleus
Molecular function (GO): DNA-binding transcription factor activity, RNA polymerase II-specific; RNA polymerase II cis-regulatory region sequence-specific DNA binding
Source: RefSeq, a predicted model, not a curated record